Molecule: messenger RNA, 4489 nt
Organism: Sardina pilchardus (European sardine)
Lineage: Eukaryota; Metazoa; Chordata; Actinopteri; Clupeiformes; Clupeidae
Gene: ap3d1
Product: adaptor related protein complex 3 subunit delta 1
Exons: 34
Coding region: 240-3989 (1249 amino acids)
Biological process (GO): synaptic vesicle budding from endosome; neurotransmitter receptor transport, postsynaptic endosome to lysosome; Golgi to vacuole transport
Cellular component (GO): presynaptic endosome; terminal bouton; membrane coat
Source: RefSeq, a predicted model, not a curated record
GGACCGCUGGCUAUUGCUCCACCAGAACGGCUUAUUCGUUCUCUCAUAUAUUGGGCUUGUAAUACCGAGCAAAGGCGAGCCAUCAAGGACGCUGAUCGCUUUAUGAAACGCGGUCCUGUGGGUCGUUUAGUACCCCACCCACGCGUUUCGGAGUUCAUUGGACAGACGUGACAAAACCAAACAAAACAAACAAAAAUAACAAACUUGCAGGCCAACGUUGAUGUGGGAAAUCCGCAAUAAUGGCUCUGAAGAUUGUUAAAGGGAGCAUCGAUCGGAUGUUUGACAAAAACCUUCAGGAUCUAGUGCGUGGCAUCAGAAAUCAUAAGGAGGAUGAGGCUAAGUACAUCUCUACUUGUAUCGAUGAGAUCAAGCAGGAGCUGAAACAAGACAACAUUGCAGUGAAAGCCAAUGCCGUCUGCAAACUUACCUACUUGCAGAUGUUGGGCUAUGAUGUCAGCUGGGCUGCCUUUAACAUAGUUGAGGUGAUGAGCUCCUCUAAAUUCACAUUUAAGAGGAUUGGUUAUUUGGCAGCCUCACAGUGUUUUCAUGAGGGAACUGAUGUCAUCAUGUUGACAACCAAUCAGAUUCGUAAGGAUCUCAGUAGUCCUAAUCAGUACGACACUGGUGUUGCCCUGACUGGCCUGUCGUGUUUUGUGACCCCCGAUCUUGCUCGUGACUUGGCUAAUGACAUCAUGACACUAAUGUCCCACACUAAGCCUUACAUCCGGAAGAAAGCUGUGCUGAUCAUGUACAAGGUGUUCUUGAAGUACCCAGAGUCUUUGCGUCCAGCAUUCCCCAGGCUCAAAGAAAAACUGGAGGACCCUGACCCUGGGGUCCAGUCAGCAGCAGUGAAUGUCAUCUGUGAGCUGGCCAGAAGAAAUCCUAAGAAUUACUUGUCUCUGGCUCCCCUCUUUUUCAAGCUGAUGACCUCUUCCACCAAUAACUGGGUACUGAUUAAAAUCAUUAAACUGUUCGGUGCCCUCACACCACUGGAGCCACGACUGGGGAAGAAGCUGAUUGAGCCGCUCACCAACCUCAUUCACAGCACUUCAGCCAUGUCCCUUUUAUAUGAAUGUGUGAACACCGUUAUUGCAGUUUUGAUAUCCCUGUCCUCGGGAAUGCCCAACCACAGUGCUAGUAUUCAGCUCUGUGUGCAGAAGCUGCGAAUCCUCAUUGAAGACUCGGACCAGAACUUGAAGUACCUAGGUCUGCUGGCCAUGUCGAAGAUCUUGAAAACUCAUCCCAAAUCUGUGCAGUCCCAUAAAGACCUCAUUCUGCAAUGUCUUGAUGACAAAGAUGAGUCAAUUCGCCUCAGGGCCCUGGAUCUGCUCUAUGGAAUGGUGUCUAAGAAGAACUUAAUGGAGAUUGUGAAGAAACUCAUGCUACAUGUGGACAAGGCAGAAGGCACAACCUACAGAGAUGAGCUACUCACAAAAAUCAUUGAUAUAUGCAGCCAGAGCAACUACCAAUACAUCACAAAUUUUGAAUGGUACAUCAGCAUUUUGGUGGAGCUCACAAGGCUCGAGGGUACUCGGCAUGGCCACCUUAUCGCCUCACAAAUGCUUGAUGUGGCAAUUAGAGUUAAAGCCAUCAGAGGCUUUGCUGUGGCACAGAUGGCCACGCUCCUCGACAAUGCCCACCUACUGACAGGAAACACGCAGCGCAACGGAAUCUGUGAGGUGUUGUAUGCAGCAGCUUGGAUCUGCGGGGAAUUUUCAGAACAUCUGGAAGACCCUAAACAAACUCUGGAGGCAAUGCUCCGGCCAAAAGUGGCAACCCUGCCUGGGCACAUCCAAGCUGUAUAUGUACAGAAUGCAGCAAAGCUGUUUGCCACUGUGCUUAGGAGCCAAGAAAGUACACCAGACAACACGGCAGCCCAGGAGACAAGUCAACUCAUGAUAGACAGACUUCCACUGUUUGUGCAAAGUGCGAACCUGGAAGUGCAGGAGAGGGCCUCGUGUAUCUUGCAGUUGGUGAAGUACAUACAGAAGUUGCAGCAGAAGGAGGUUGAAGUUGCUGAAGAGGUCACUGCUUUAUUUGCAGGGGAGCUCAACCCAGUUGCCCCAAAAGCUCAGAAGAAAGUGCCUAUUCCUGAUGGCCUGGACCUGGAUGCCUGGAUAAACGAACCUCCUUCAGAGAGUGAAUCUGAAGAUGAGAAGCCCAAAGCUGUUUUUGCAAAGGAAGAGCCAAAGCACACACGAUCACGCCACAGUGAAGUGGAUGAGAAAGAGCUGGCUCGGCGGAGGGAAGCCAGAAAGCAAGAGCAGGCCAAUAAUCCUUUCUAUAUUAAAGCCUCACCCUCAUCACAGAAGAUAUAUCAGGACGCACCAGGUGUGGAACACAUUCCAGUGGUACAGAUUGACCUCAGUGUGCCUCUUAAAGUUCCAGGGAUGCCCUUAUCAGACCAGUACGUGAAAAUGGAAGAAGAUCGUCGACAGAAGGAGAAAGAUGAGAAGAAGAAAAAAGAGAAAAAAAGAAAGAGGGAGAAGCGUGCGCGGGGGAGGCAUGGGGACUCCGGCCCGGAGAGUGAGGAGGACAUCACCCCUGCCCAUCAAGUGGACAUCGUCACUGAGGAAAUGCCGGAGAAUGCCUUACCCAGUGAUGAUGAUGAUAAAGACCCCAAUGAUCCUCACAAAGCUUUGGAUAUAGACCUGGACAAUCUGGUGUCAGGAGUAGGCACCCGGCCUUUAACAGAUAGUGAGAAGCUACCUACCAGAACACACCGCUCUGCUGAUGUCUUGAAAAGCCCUGAAGGGGAUGGGGAUGGAGUGAGCAUCACAGCAGAACCCAAGAAGAAAUCAAAGAAGGAAAAAAAAGAAAAGAAGAAAGUUAAAGACAAGAGGUCUGCAGAAGAUAAGAAGACCAAAAAGAAACACAAGCAUGAGCCUGAGGAAGAAGAUGCUAGCAUUCAGGAAGUUGACACAUUGGAGAAAGAAGUCGAUGAGACACAGUCUACUGAGCCUGUGCCUCCUUCAGCCUCUGCUGGGGCCGCAGAUUUGGAUUUCUGGCUCACAACUGACGCGGCUCCCUCUGGUACACAGGAGGCUGAAGCAGCAACCAACACUGAGACGCCUACGGAUGCAGAUCUUAGUGAGGUCAAAGACACGGAGCCAGAAGAGACGAAAUCCAAGCAUAAGAAAAAGAAGGUGAAAAAGGAAAAAGAGGAGCUGGAGAAAAAGAAGAAGAAAAAGAGACAUCAUCACCACCGUAGUGAUAGAGGGGAAGCCGAAUCUGUACAGAAUGGUACCAUGGAGGAGGAUGACGAGGAACCCCUUCCGCCUAUGUCGAAUUAUGGUCUGCUUGCUGAGAACGCCUACAUUAAAAUGGUGUAUGACAUCCAAGGCAAUCUGCAAGAUGGCAGUCAGGUAGUCGUCUCAAUCAUCUUUCAAAACAUGAGCACCAGCUUCCUCAAAUCAAUGGAGUUCAAUGUCUUAGAUUCUCUCAACUCUAAACUCCAAAGACCAGAGGGUGCAACUCCACAUGAUGGUCUUACUGUCCCAUUUCAACUCCCACCAGGGGUUUCAAAUGAGGCCCGCUUUGUUUUUUCUGUGCAAAGCAUAGUGAUGCCUCAGAAACUCAAAGGAACCCUUACCUUCAUAGUAAAGACAGAUGACUCCUCCACUCAUGAAAAACUGGACUUCAAACUGCACUUUACCUGCACAUCAUAUCUGAUCACUACACCAUGUUACAGUGAUGCAUAUGCAAAACUACUGGAGUCAGGCGACCUGAAAAGCAGCUCUCUGAAGUUGGAGGGGGUGACUAUGCCCUUUCACCAUUUGCUGGCACGGGUCUGCUUUCAUCACCACUUUUCUGUUGUGGAGAGGAUCGAUUCCUGUGCUUCCAUGUACAGCAGGUCAAUUCAGGGUCACCAUGUCUGUCUGCUGGUUAAAACCGCUGCUGAGACGGUGUCAAUUGAUGCCAAAUGUGAUGAGUUGAUGCUGCUGGAAAAUGUGCUGGAAGAGAUCAAGCAGACCUUCAGUCAGAGCUGAUUGAAUUGAAAGUUACUGAUGCUCUAUUCCCCUCUCCACCUGGUUCUAUCUGUCAGAUAAUUUCAAGUUGUCUAUAGCACAUGCAUACACACACUUAUCCUCAACCCAUGAAUCUGUUUUUAUUAUUUCUUCAGUUGUGAUUUGUGAUUACUUGUUAAUGUCACUUCCUUCUUUCACAAAUUGUAGUUGGCAGAUCUUAAUCAACAUUUGCAAGGCUAUAAAGCAGUCAACCUGUCCUGUCAAAAACAUUCCUGUCUUUUGCUCUGAAACCAAUUUCUUUCCAUCACUUUAAUAUCCGAUUGUGUUCAUGGGCAUUGUGCAUAUGUUAUUUGUUCUCUGUAUGAUGCCAUCUUACCAGUGGCUCUUGUAUGAUGAACCGUUGUUGUUUGCAUUUAUUUUAUAUUGCGUUUGUGUUUGCCACUUGCUUUGUUGUUUUCCUCCAGUCUUUUUGAGCCUUUCUCUCUCUUUACAUUAAACAUUAGCAUGCACAGCCCUCCUCA